AUGACAAACAUUGAUUUACACACUUAUUUAAACGAAUUAAAACCUGAGUACAUUUAUUUAAACAGUUCAACUGAAAAAUUAAAAAUAUUAAAAGAAUUAAAAUAUAUUUCUGGAAUUUAUCUAUGGUACAAUAAUAUUACAGAUAAUUAUUAUAUUGGUAGUGCUAAGGAUUUAUCUAAUAGAUUAGCUAGAUAUUAUAGACCUUCUGAAUUAAUUAGAAUUAAAGGAAGUUUAAUUCAUAGAGCUUUAUUAAAAUAUGAUCAUGAAAAUUUCUCUGUUUAUAUUUUAGAAACUUGUAAUUCAUCAGAAUUAAUUACAAGAGAACAAAAUUAUAUUAAUUUAUUAAAACCUAUUUAUAAUAUUUUUAAAUUUGCUCAUUCUAGUCAAGGUUAUAUGCAUAAUGAAGAAACUCGAAAAAUUAUGAGUAAAAAACGUUCAGAAGAAUUUAAAAAAUUAAGAAGUGAAUUAACUAAAGGCUAUAAUAAUCCUAAUUUUGGAAAAGGUAAUUCUGUUAUUGAAUAUGAUAUUGUUAAUAAUAAAAUUAAAAUUUAUUCAUCAGUAAGUAAUGCUGCUAAAGCUCAUAAUACAGGUAGGAAUUCUAUUAGAUAUUGUAUUAAUAAACAAAAUUUAUAUAAAUCUCAAUACAAGUUUAAAUAUUUUGAUUCUUUUGAAGAUAAUGAUUAA
Messenger RNA from Zychaea mexicana, 684 nucleotides. Its product is annotated as GIY-YIG nuclease superfamily. The coding region runs from base 1 to 684 and encodes 227 amino acids. NCBI's taxonomy places the organism in Eukaryota, Fungi, Mucoromycota, Mucoromycetes, Mucorales, Lichtheimiaceae. The record is from RefSeq and is a predicted model, not a curated record. Gene Ontology annotation, molecular function: DNA binding; endonuclease activity. The transcript has 2 exons.